GCAGAGCUACUAGUCCAACCAGUCUCCAGAAUUCAGCGUAGCUGAAAGAGGUUUUCACUCUGCACCUGCCAAAGAUCUCUCCCCCCCUCUUCCCUUCUCUCUUCCCCCCCCCCCCCACUUUCUUUCUUCCUUUCUCGCUAAAAGGCAGAUCUGUAAGACCCAGCAGAGAUCAAAGACAGGACCUCUUUGCUAAAAAGAACCUCUACUGAUUUAUUAGUUUCUUUUCUCUAAUCCUUUUUUUUUUUCUGUGCCAUAUUUAACCUUUAUGUUGCAGUUGUGCCAUCAGACAGUUUUGCGGCCAAAAAAAACGACCAAAGCCAAAGCAAAAGCCCAGCUUGGAUACAGCAGCCACCCAGACUUGAUCGCAGUUGAACAUAUUAAUCUCUCCCAAACACUGGACGCGAUGGAUGAAGAAACUGGAACCGCUCUAAGAAAAUUAUUUUCCAGCCAAUGUUCUUAAACAGUCUCACAGAAGAGAGGGAGCGAGAGCGAGCGGGAGAGUGCUUCUGCUGCAUCACUGGUCAAAUUCAAAGGAAGGGAGUCAGCGUUUCCUGCACAGCCAAAUAUUAUGGAUGAUUUUUUUUCUUCUGUCGCCUUUCCGUACAGUUCUUGAUGCUCCUGAGGCAUGAGGACCUAUUGUUUUUAGCCUGUGCGUUCCGCGGCGCCUAUGGAGGUAACUUUACGGACUUGAUCGCUCGCCGCCCGACCCGAAGGGAGAAAACCGAAGCGGCCCCGGGGGGGUUGCUGCGAGCCCCACGCCCGCCCGGCCUUUUUCCGCGAAAGACCCCGGCAGCCUCCCCUCCCUCCCCCUUCCUCGGCUAAUUCCAGAGCCUCAUCCCCGGCCAUGAAAAUGCUCCUGGUCCGCAAAUUCCGGCUGCUGAUCCUCAUGGUGUUCCUCGUCGCCUGCACCAUGCACAUCAUGAUCGACCUGCUGCCGCGCCUGGAGCGCCGGGGGGCCGAAGGCCGCCCCGCUUGCUCCUGCCCGCCGCCCGCCGCCGCCGCCGCCCCGCCGCCCCGCGCCGCCCCGCGUUGGCCCAGCAAGCACACGCUGCGGAUCCUGCAGGACUUCAGCGCCGAGCCGGCCUCCAACCUCUCCUCGCAGUCGCGGGAGGCGGCGGAGAAAGCGGCGGACGGCGGGGGAACGGCGGCGGCGGCGGCGAGGCCGAGGCGCCUCAUAGCUCCCGGGGCGCCGCGCCCGCCGCCCCCCGGCACCUCCACAGCCGCCGCCACCGCCCCGUUGGCCGCCCUCUUCCAGCACCCGCUCUACCGCGCCGCCCUGCCCCCGCUGGCCGACGGCGACCUCCUCUUCAAUGUCGACAGCGACAUCAGGUUCAACCCGCGGGCGGCCGAACAGCCCGAGUGGCAAAAUGAAGAUAAUGAAGAAUUUUUGCCAACUGGAGAAACCUCCAUAGACUCCUACCCAAACUGGUUAAAAUUCCACAUUGGCAUUAAUCGGUAUGAGUUGUAUUCCAGACAUAAUCCUGCAAUUGAGGCUUUACUACAAGACCUGGUCUCCCAAAAGAUAACCAGUGUUGCAAUGAAAUCAGGAGGCACCCAACUGAAGCUGAUCAUGACGUUCCAGAAUUAUGGACAGGCGUUGUUCAAACCAAUGAAACAAACCAGAGAACAAGAAACGCCGCCUGACUUUUUUUAUUUCUCAGACUAUGAAAGACAUAAUGCAGAAAUAGCAGCAUUUCAUUUGGACAGGAUCCUGGAUUUCCGUCGUGUUCCACCAGUUGCAGGUAGACUGGUUAACAUGACAAGAGAAAUACGAGAUGUUACUCGCGACAAGAAACUGUGGAGAACGUUUUUCAUCUCACCAGCCAACAACAUCUGCUUCUAUGGUGAAUGCUCCUACUACUGCUCAACUGAGCACGCCCUGUGUGGAAAACCAGAUCAGAUCGAAGGGUCUCUAGCUGCUUUCCUUCCUGAUUUGUCCUUAGCUAAAAGGAAGACCUGGAGAAACCCUUGGAGACGUUCCUACCACAAGCGCAAAAAAGCAGAAUGGGAAGUUGAUCCAGAUUAUUGUGAAGAGGUUAAACAAACACCGCCGUAUGACAGUGGGACCAGAAUUCUGGAUAUAAUGGAUAUGACAGUUUUUGAUUUCCUAAUGGGUAACAUGGAUCGACAUCACUAUGAAACGUUUGAAAAAUUUGGAAAUGAAACAUUUAUUAUCCACUUAGAUAAUGGAAGAGGGUUUGGAAAAUAUUCCCAUGAUGAACUUUCCAUAUUGGUGCCUUUAAACCAGUGCUGCAGAAUAAGGAAGUCUACCUAUCUGCGAUUACAGUUGUUAGCCAAGGAGGAGUACAAACUCAGUCUCCUGAUGAAGGAAUCUUUGCUAAAAGAUAAAAUAGCUCCCAUUCUGUACCAGCCUCACUUGGAGGCGAUGGACAGGCGGCUGCGGAUUGUCCUCAAGGCUGUUAGUGACUGUAUAGAAAAGGAUGGUUAUGACAAUGUGGUUGAAAAUGACUUUAACACUGAUGUUAACACUGUUGCGACCGAGAGGUAGUGAAAUCGCAAGACUACAUUUUUACCAGCCAAAUAAAGAAGAUUCAAAAAGGAAAAAAAAAGUCUUGCAAAAGACUGUGUAUGCCACUUUGUGAAUUCAGUGAAUUCAGAAAUGAGAUGUAAUUGUUCCCAGAGUAGGUAAAGUGUAGACUCUGCAAAGGAUUAGUUCAUUAAGAAAAAAAAGUCUAACGUGAUGCAUUUUCAUUAGUUCCUAAGAAGAGAUUAUGAAAAGGUUGAGAAAAUACUCAGUGACAGACAACAGUCUGAUAGCAAAACACCUCCUGUCCUUUUUGUAUAGAAAGGAGGCCUUUACUUAAUAUUUUCUAUUUAUAUAUCGUAUAUCUAUGAAACCCCAGACCUACCUACCAAAUUUAACUAAGAGGGACGGCAUAGUUUUGUGACUCACAUUUUAUUUGUGGUGACAGUCCACUUAGUAUUUUGUUAACCCUUUAAGUGCUCUAAUCCACUGUAUCUUAUUUAAAUUGAAUGCUUUUUUUUCCCAGCUACUCAGCAUUUAAAGGGUUAAGGCAUUAUGAACUUUUAAAGGCAAAUAAUAAUAAUAAUAAUAAAAACAGUGGUUACCGGAAGGGAAUUUCACUAAUUGUGCAUUGACAGGAAUACUUGAAUGUUGGUUUUACAAAGUGAUGUAAAAUGACAAGUUGUACUAUUUAUCCUUAAGGAGGUGGCAGCUCUUAUCUUUCUAGACUAUCAUAGCUGAGCUGCUACUUUUCAACUUUGCUUUUGAUAGUUUUGUGUAAAUAUAUACAUAUAUGGGUAAAAAGCUGCUUUCAGCAGCUCUAGGCUUACUUUUGCAGCAUUUUUGUGGAAUUGUUUGCAACGUGGUUAAAGUGCAAUAAAGAUAUGGCAAAAUGUGUA
Cygnus olor (mute swan) is the source of this 3384-nucleotide messenger RNA. RefSeq names its product FAM20C golgi associated secretory pathway kinase (gene FAM20C). Lineage: Eukaryota; Metazoa; Chordata; Aves; Anseriformes; Anatidae. Gene Ontology annotation, cellular component: Golgi apparatus. Gene Ontology annotation, molecular function: protein serine/threonine kinase activity. The transcript is spliced from 11 exons. The coding region runs from base 845 to 2509 and encodes 554 amino acids. The record is from RefSeq and is a predicted model, not a curated record. Gene Ontology annotation, biological process: protein phosphorylation.